Plasmodium gallinaceum is the source of this 507-nucleotide messenger RNA. RefSeq names its product basic transcription factor 3b, putative. Bases 1 to 507 code for a protein of 168 amino acids. The record is from RefSeq and is a predicted model, not a curated record. Gene Ontology annotation, cellular component: nascent polypeptide-associated complex; cytosol. NCBI's taxonomy places the organism in Eukaryota, Apicomplexa, Aconoidasida, Haemosporida, Plasmodiidae. The transcript has a single exon.
AUGGAAAAAAUAUCACCAGAAAUUUUAGCUGCAAGAGCUAAGCUUAAAGAAAAAAUGGGGGGUAAUCAAAGACAAAUAGGAGGAAAGGGUAGUGCAAGAAGAAAAAUAAAGAAAGUUCAUAAAAAUACCAUCUCAAAUGAGAAAAAAAUUAAUUUGAUUUUAAAAAAAAUUGGAGCUUCUUAUUUUGGGGAUGUUGAUGAAAUUUCUGUAUAUAAAACAGAUGACACAUAUUUAGAAUUUAAAAAACCCAAAUUAUCUGCAUCUUUACAAUCUAAUACUUAUAUUGUUACAGGAAAAUUUACUGAACAAAAAAUUGAUAUAAACAAAAUAUUUGAAGGAUUAAAAGGUAAUAAAAAUUUAGAUGUAAAUCUUCUCGAAAAAAUUAAGAAUGAUCCCAAUAUAAAAAAUAUUCUUAAUAAGGAAAAUGAUUUAAAAAAAGAAAAUGAUGGAGUUGAAAUACCAGAUUUGGUGGAAAAUUUCGAAGAAGUCUCAAAAGAAGAAAAAUAA